AUGGACUCUGCUAAAAAUAUUUUCUACUUUGUCACAGCCAAAAAUCAUAAACACAAGUUAAUAAUACAUAAUAGUUGGUUCCUUAUAAACUCUUUGAUUCUACUCCUUCCGACCUUCUCCUUUUGCUCUUGUUCUACUGAUAUCAUAUCUACUGACAAACCAAUAAGAGAUGGUGAGCUUCUUGUUUCCAAAUCCAAAACUUUUGCUCUUGGAUUCUUCACUCCAGCAAAAUCCACAUCUCGCUAUGUUGGUAUUUGGUACAACAAUUUGCCAAUCCAAACUGUUGUUUGGGUUGCAAAUAGAAAUAGUCCAAUCAACGAUACUUCUGGAAUUCUAUCAAUCGAUCCAAAUGAAAAUCUAGUACUCAACCACAACCGUAGCACCAUUCCCAUUUGGUCUACCGAUGUUUCAUUACCACAAUCACAAAGAAAUAGCACCAGGGUUAUAGCUCAAUUAUCGGAUGUAGCAAACCUUGUUCUGAUGAUAAACAACACCAAAACUGUAUUAUGGGAAAGCUUUGAUCAUCCAACAGACACCUUGCUUCCAUAUCUAAAGAUUGGGUUUAAUAGAAAAACUAAUCAAAGCUGGUUCCUUCAAUCCUGGAAGACAGAUGAUGACCCUGGAAAUGGUGCAUUCACAGUGAAAUUCAACAGCAUUGUCAAACCUCAGUUGUUUAUGUACAACCAUGAUUUUCCAUGGUGGCGUGGUGGACAUUGGAACGGAGCAAUCUUAGUAGGUGCACCUAAUAUGAAACGAGAUAUGGCGAUUUUGAAUGUUUCUUUUGUGGAAGAUGAUGAUAACUAUGUAGCAAUCUCAUAUAACAUGUUUGAUAAGUCUGUCAUAGCUAGGAUAGUUGUUCAGCAAUCUGGUUUCUUUCAAAUAUUCACUUGGAACAAUCAAAAAAGUCAAUGGAACAGGUUCUGGUCUGAACCAACAAACCAAUGUGAUAACUAUGGAACCUGUGGAUCAAACAGUAACUGUGACCCUUUGAACUUUGAGGACUUUAAGUGUACUUGUCUACCAGGUUUUGAACCAAAAUUUCCACGUGAUUGGUAUGAGAGAAGAGAUGGGUCAGGAGGGUGUGUAAGGAAGAAAGGCGCAUCUAUUUGUCGGAAUGGAGAAGGGUUUAUCAAAGUUGCAAGCUUGAAAGUUCCUGAUAUAUCUGUGGCAGUUACUAAAGGUGGUCUGAGUUUGGAAGAAUGCGAGGAAGAAUGCUUGAGAAACUGCUCUUGUACUUCCUAUGCAGUUGCUGAUGUGAGUAAUGGUGGAAGUGGCUGUUUGGCAUGGUAUGGGGAUUUAAUGGACAUUCAAAAACUUAGUGAUCAAGGCCAAGAUUUAUUUGUACGUGUCGAUGCAGUUGAACUAGCCAAAGCCAAUAACCACAAAAGAAGCAAAGGAGUCCUAGGUCAAAAGAGGAUUUCUGCAAUUCUGGUUGCUUCUACAGUUGCGAUUGUCCUCCUCCUCUCCUUUGUGUUUUGCAGGUGGAAGAAAACAAGAAACGAUAAAAUGAUGCGGCAAUUUAACCAAGAUUCCUCUGAAGAAGAGAAUGGUGCUCAAAGCAACACACAUCCAAAUCUUCCCUUUUUCAGCUUUAAAACGAUUAUAACAGCUACAAGAGAUUUUAGUCAUCAGAAUAAGCUUGGACAAGGUGGAUUUGGCUCUGUCUAUAAGGGUUGCUUGGUUAAUGGACAAGAGAUAGCAGUGAAAAGAUUGUCGAAAAAUUCAGGUCAAGGAAAAGAAGAGUUUAAAACUGAAGUUAAACUUUUAGUUAAACUCCAACACAGAAAUCUAGUGAGGUUGCUAGGUUGUUGCUUUGAAAAGGAAGAAAGGAUGCUGGUUUAUGAAUACUUACCAAACAAAAGCCUAGAUUUCUUUAUAUUUGAUCAAAACCAAAGGUCAUCAUUGGAUUGGGGAAAGCGUUUUGAAAUUAUUUGUGGGAUUGCUCGAGGUGUUUUAUAUCUUCAUCAAGAUUCAAGGCUGAAAAUAAUUCAUAGAGAUCUAAAAGCCAGCAACGUUCUCCUCGAUGCUGCAAUGAAUCCCAAAAUCUCAGAUUUUGGUAUGGCUAGAAUAUUUGGAGAAGAUGAAAUACAAGCAAGAACAAAAAGAGUGGUUGGAACAUAUGGAUAUAUGUCACCGGAAUAUGCAAUGGAAGGACGAUAUUCAACUAAAUCGGAUGUCUUCAGUUUUGGUGUUUUACUACUGGAGAUUAUUGCCGGCCAAAGAAACACACAUUGUGAAACAGGAAGAGACUCCCCAAAUUUAAUUGGACAUGUGUGGACACUAUGGACAGAAGGAAGAGCCUUGGAUAUAGUUGAUCCAGAACUAAACCAGUUUUAUCCCCCUUCUAUAGUUAUGAGAUGCAUUCAAAUUGGACUUCUGUGUGUGCAAGAAAAUGCAAUUAAUAGACCAUCAAUGUUAGAAGUUGUUUUCAUGCUAUGCAAUGAAACACCUCUCUGCCCACCUCAAAAACCAGCAUUUUUAUUCAAUGGCAACCAAGAUUUGCAAGAAUCAUCAACAUCAGGAGGAGGAUCUUCAAUAAAUGAAUUAACAGAAACUACCAUCAGUGCUCGCUAAAAGCCACCUUAAUCAAAUAUGUAAAUUUUUGGUUCAUAUUUUUACAUCGGAAUUGAGUUUGUAGACAUUUCUUUAGAGGUUUUUGAGAACAAGUAUUGUUGUCACUUUGUGGUAUUGUAAAAUGAAUAAUUUGAUGUAUGAAAAUAUAAAUA
Molecule: messenger RNA, 2726 nt
Organism: Medicago truncatula (barrel medic)
Lineage: Eukaryota; Viridiplantae; Streptophyta; Magnoliopsida; Fabales; Fabaceae
Product: G-type lectin S-receptor-like serine/threonine-protein kinase RKS1
Exons: 7
Coding region: 1-2574 (857 amino acids)
Biological process (GO): recognition of pollen; protein phosphorylation
Cellular component (GO): plasma membrane
Molecular function (GO): protein serine/threonine kinase activity; ATP binding
Source: RefSeq, a predicted model, not a curated record